Molecule: messenger RNA, 1604 nt
Organism: Darwinula stevensoni
Lineage: Eukaryota; Metazoa; Arthropoda; Ostracoda; Podocopida; Darwinulidae
Source: the annotation of a GenBank genome assembly
AUGCAGGGGAAGUUGGGGAGGCAGCAGCUCAGGUCAUCUUUUGGUCGCCCAACAAAAGUACCAGAUUUAGGUCCAGAAGAAGAUCCUACUGGGCAGUUCUGCGAGGUGCCAUCCAACUGGCUUCAAAAGAAACUCACGGAGAAGGUCCCCAAGCCAACUGCAUCACAGCUUUGGGAUGUUACCAUUUACAAUGCCCUCCCAUUCAUUGGGUUUGGAUUUUUGGACAAUACCAUCAUGAUAGUAGCGCUACCCAACCUCCUCUUUGAACGCUCCCUCAUCAAGCUUCCUAGCCCACUGCAAUGUGGCCUCCUUCACCUCAAGAUGGUUGUUGAAAACUCUUUUUUGGAAGUUGUUCUUUAUCCAGUUAAAGGGGAACCUGUUGCUCAGAUUAAAGUCCAAGCUGUUUGGGCUUCGGGAGAGCAUCAUAAUGUUACACUGGGUCUUGAAAUCCUUCACAGCAGCAGACGUGUGGGGUUACAUGUUGUCCAACUGUGCAAACAGUGCAACAAGUGCUGGCUUCAAGCAGAUCAGGACUGGCUCCAAGUGAUCAAGCGAAAUGUGGCUGACAAGAAACCCUUCUUGCCCUCACUUCGAACAAGUGUUUUUCUGUUGACACCACUGCCCCAAAGGAGUCUGUUGACUCCCAGUGCAUUCUGGACUCUGUUCAUCACUCAGGGAGAUUACAUUGAUUUGACCAUUGGAACUGUGCUUGGGAUCUCAACGUUGGCAGCAGCAGCACUUGGGAACACUGUGUCUGACAUCGCUGGCAUUGGUUCAGCUUUCUAUGUUGAGAGUUUUUCCUCCAAGAUUGGUGUCAAACCCCCUGAUCUCACUCUUGUUCAACUGGAAAUGCCUUCCUCUCGUUGGAGUGCAAAUGCUGGCCGUGCUGUUGGUGUGACGAUUGGAUGCCUCCUUGGGAUGUUCCCUCUCCUUUUCCUUCCUGCAAAGGACCGCAAUGAAGCAAAGGAGGAAAGGACAUGAAGUGUUUCCACAGGAAGCCUGGAACCAUGAUUAGGAUCCUCAAGCUAAGGAAGCAGGUGGUGCAUCUUAAGAACUCUACUUGACCCCAUUGAGUCAUUCCAGAAAAUGGAGUGCACCAUAGAAAACAUAUUGGCAUAGUCAUGAAGCUCAGGGAAUGUCAAAGCCUUCUUGGAGCUGGAUGGUGGUGAUUUUUAGAACAUGAUUACAUAAUGCCAUUUUGGCCCUUGUCCUCUCACAAGAAUCCUUUUGACUUCAUUGUAAGAUUUGCCAGUUUUUGCUUGAACGAUUCUUGCUGAUCUCUUACCUACCUGUCCUUGCUAAUUUUCAAGAAAGUGAUGUGCUAUUUGUUUGUGAGAGCUUCGAACUGUUCUGUCAUUCAUCCUAAGAUCGCCCAGGCUGAGAUUUUUAUUUUUCCUGACCUUUACUUUUCCCAGAAAUACCUCGAGAAAUUGAGAGCAUAAUGAAUGAAGUGGAUUCUAGCCUCAGUUUUUCUAUUCGUGAAAAUGUUUUUUGUCAUUUGUCAUAUGCUAUGUAUGAAGAUAGAAUUAUUGAGACAUGAUAAAUUUCAGACUAAAGAGUGCUUUGUAUUCAUUGUUGCUAUGACAGCGACGGGAGAAGAGGGA